This is a messenger RNA of Closterium sp. NIES-67, 2955 nucleotides long. The record is from the annotation of a GenBank genome assembly. NCBI's taxonomy places the organism in Eukaryota, Viridiplantae, Streptophyta, Zygnematophyceae, Desmidiales, Closteriaceae.
CAGGACGUCACUGGUAGGCCACACCACUUCCCGUCAUUGUCAAAUCCCUUCACGCGAAACCUGUCACACCUCUCGCUGCGUGGGUUCUCGAAGAGAACCUGCAACUUCAUUAACUUGUAGUUUCCCUGGGAGAACACGAGAAAACGUGCCGCAAAGUGCUUAGUUCCAGCCGCAGUGAGGGCUAAUAAUUGCGUGACCUGCUAUCACUGUCGUCCCUCUUCUUCCACACGCCUGUCUUCGGGCCGUAGCCCAGACAUGGCAAUUCGUCAACUUCACGCGGAAGAGGAGGAGCAUACAGACCUCUUCGAGCUUGAUUUAUCUCAAGUAGAAUCGAAGAAAGACGUCAAACGCGAGAAACCAGCGUCCACUAGCUCCGCUAGCCGGCUCUUCGCGCCAACGAAAUCCUCCCUUGCGAAAACCCUCGCGAAAGGGCGAAGCGGCGGCGACGUUACUAGCGGCCACGAAAAGCCGCGAACAGCAUCGGAGAGAUUAACGUUGGAGCGACGCCCCGCAGCCAACCACUCGAAAUUUUCCCACUCCCCUUCCCCUUCCGCCUGCGCCUCCCCGCACGCUUCCCCACCCGUGUCCCCCCGCGCUGCAACCGGCCGGCGCCGCUCCGACGUCUCGGAGAACCUCGCGCUCCGCUUAAGCCGGCAGCACCAGACGGCAAGCCGGGAAGGAACUCCUGCCAGCUCUCCGCCUGUCUCGCCGCGAUGGUCGGUGAUUAGCUCCGAGCCACGGUCGCCGCGGUCGCCGCGAUUGGCGGUUACUGGAACGAAGCGGCAGCCUAUUGUGCACGGUGCGACUAGCCACCGUGGCUCCUCCUCUUUGAGCAAGGCUGGCGCUGGCGUGAACGGCGGCGGCGGUGGCGGUAGGGGUAAGGUUGCAGAGGCGGCUGAUUUGAGCACGAGCAGCGCUCGUAACCGUGGAGAACACACGCGCGAGCAUGCGACGCGGGGAGACGCGAAGGCCGGGCGUGGAGGAGUGGGAGCGCGACACUCGUAUGGUGCAUCUGGCGGAACCGGAAGUGCCACAUGCGGGAGUGCGGCAAGCGGGAGUGCUGCAAGCGGAAGCGCUGGGGGCGGGAGUAAUCCGCGCUCGCCGCGUCAAGAGGGCAGCCGGCUGGAGAGUCGAUUCAAGGGCCGCGACGGGGGGGAUGAGACGGAGAGAGCGCGGAGAGCGAAGAAGGCGGAACGGGCAGUGGAUGGCUAUGGCGGUCAUGCGGAUUUGGAUGCGAGAUUGUUGUCCAAGCCUGCUGAAGCAUCCCUCGGUCAGCAAUCCCUGGCGACGCAACAUGCCGAUGGUUUCGAGCCAGAGGGGAGCCAUACGCCGGCGAAAGACAUGUCGCAGAUGUCGCACAUGGGUUUGCGACAAGAGGAGGGCAGCCCGGUGUCGGUGCUCGAUGUGGGCAUCCGACGGAACGACGAGAGCGACUCCGAAGCCAGCAGUGGCGAGUUGUUCGCCGAUCGAUCGGGCAACUCCGUCGCCGAAUGCUACCCAGGCGCGACCGUCGCGCAACGGCAGCCGUCGCACACGUCGCUCGCGUCGUCGCCCAGCCAACAACAUGGCGGCGACGUCGCCGCAGACCUCCUCCGCCUGUCGCCGCACGACAUCGUCGGUGACGUGGCAGGCAUGGAGCAGGACCUCGAGUACGUGCGCCACGUGCUCCUCAUCUCCGGAUUCGGCGGGCCGUCUUUGCCGCCCAUCUUCUCCCGCAAUCUCCCGAUAAACCCGGUGGUUUUCGAGCAGCUCGAGUUUGAAAUAACGGGACAGCUAAAAUCGCAGCAGUUACAAUUCCCCUCGUCGUUAUCCGCGUCCUCCUUAUCGAGCGGUUCGCUUACAAGCCCUCCGCUUACAGGCACUGCGUUACCAGGUCUCAUUAGCCCCGCGGGCGGAGCAGCCGCGGCUGCUGCUGCUGCUGCCGGGGGGUCGCGGCCGCCGUCUCCGGGGCUCUUUCCGCUCCCCAGCUUCGCGGUCGGCGCGCAGAACACGUCGGAGGAGCGCCGCCAGCGCAUGCUGCUCUUCGACGCUGUCAACGAGGCGCUGGGCCGCACCCUCGCGCCUUAUCUGGAGAUUAACGAGGAGAUGCAAGUCCAGGACGCGGCGAUUGGCAGAGACGCGGCGAUUAAUCGCUGCUCCGGCCGGCCGUCCCAGCUCUUCGCGGAUAGUACUAAUAUUGGCGGUGGUAAUAACUACGGUUUGUGGGAGUUAGAUAAUGGGGCGUCUUUUUUCGCCUCGUGCUGUUCCGCCUCGCGCAAGCCUGCGCUUCUCCGCGCGCGCCCCAUCGGGCGCCAGCUGCUGCAGCGCGUGUGGGCGGAGGUGCACAGCUGGCCGGUUGCGCCGUCAGAUGAUGUUUACGACAUUCUCGAUGACGCGGCGAGGAGGGACAUGGUGCGCGGAACGGAGCGCUGGUCCGCAGAAGAAGUGGCAGCUGCGGAAGUUCCGCAGGUGGUGUUUGCGCUGGAAUCGGCGGUGCUGGAGCGCGCGCUGGAGGAGAUUUGCCGCGAGUUUGCGGAAGUGGAGGAGCAGCGCGCGCUGUCGCGGCAGCGGAGGCUGAGCGCGAAUGGUGUCGGCGCGGAGGGGUUAUGCGCGGGGAAAGCGCCUGCGGGAGGGAUGCGGAAAGCGGGGAGUGGGAACGAGAGGAGAUGGUUGCCAAGGCGGUUGAACUUCUGACUGUAACGGGUACAUUCUUGCUGCUACACGAGCGGACCUGGUACUUUUAGUGAGGCUGGACUCCCUUGCAAGUUGGUGAAGCGUUUUGAGUGCUCUACCUAGAUCUAAGUUCUUGGUAGGUAGAGAUUGGGCUGUGUGCAGGCAGUGGUGGAGUAGGCACAACUACCCAUUAUCGGAUUUCUCUAUACGAGUGUGUAGUUUAUGUCUGCAGCUUCAGCUUGUAGGGUAAUAAAUUCUUGACAUUUGACCAUCAUUAUCCUUACAUUUGGCCAUUCUAGUCAG